This is a messenger RNA of Esox lucius (northern pike), 5619 nucleotides long. RefSeq names its product synergin, gamma (gene synrg). Gene Ontology annotation, molecular function: protein binding. The transcript has 24 exons. The coding region runs from base 26 to 4363 and encodes 1445 amino acids. The record is from RefSeq and is a predicted model, not a curated record. NCBI's taxonomy places the organism in Eukaryota, Metazoa, Chordata, Actinopteri, Esociformes, Esocidae. Gene Ontology annotation, cellular component: clathrin coat of trans-Golgi network vesicle.
AGUUGCUAAUUCCGAGGUGUCUUGAAUGUGGCAAGUGACAACCUGUCACUUCCGACGAAAUAUUUCUGUCAAGACCACUGUUAUCAAGAUGGCGUUACGGCCGGGAUCUGGGGGAGGUGGCAGUUUCAUUUACCCAGUUGGAGGGAGCCUGGGACCACCACAAGGCAUGAUGCCUAUUCAGCAGCCACAACAGCAGCCUUUCCCUGGGAUGGUCCAAGUCCCAAUGCAGCCCAGCAUGCAAGGGAUGAUGGGAAUGAACUUCAGAGGCCAGAUUCCGCCAGGUGCCAUCCCUAUGCAGGGUGGGAUGACCAUGGGGAUGCAGGCCCCUGGGAUACAGUUCAUGGGUCAGCCACAGUUCAUGGGCAUGAGGGCCCCCGGGCCCCAGUACACUGCUGACAUGCAGAAACAGAUGGCUGAAGAGCACCAGAAGCGUGUGGAGCAGCAGCAGCGGAUGCUGGAGGAGGACAGGAAGAGGAGGCAGUUUGAGGAGCAGAAACAGAAGCUGAGGUUGCUGAGCAGUGUCAAACCCAAGGGACCGAUGGGGGCGAGUCGAGAUGACGCCCUGGAGGCCAUCAAAGGAAACCUCGAUGGGUUCAGCAGAGACGCCAAGAUGCACCCAACGCCAUCUUCCCACCCCAAGAAGCCAGACUCAUCGCCAUCCCACUCUUCUGUCACCUCUCACUCCCCCCCCCCUGCUUUCCCUGAUGACCAUGACGACUUUACUGACUUCAUGCAGGGGCCUGUAGACGCUUCUUCCUCCUCCGCCUCCCUCUUCCCCUCGUCCCCCCAGGCCCAUCCCCUGUCUAUAGACCCAGGUGCUGGUCGGAGACCCUCCUCUGCCCCCCUCCCCCAGUCCCUUCCUGUCUCUGUGUCCAUUCCCACUGCCACCCAACACUCUACUGUCAACUCAAGCUCCCAAUCUGCAUUUCAAGGCCCGUCCUUGGAAGAGAAACUGUUCUCCUCGUGUGAUUUAACAGCUGAAAAGAAGGCCCAGGUUAGCUUUAAGCCCCAGAGGCUCCAUGUACCCAACCAGGCUCCAGUCUCUGCCCAGUAUCAAACCAGCACCAAGGCCCGGAACUGGGCUGAGGCUCCCGGGGAUCUGAGUUCUGCCUUCACCGUGGAAAGGCCACCUGAAGCUCCAACACAAGCACCCGCAGCCCAACCCCCUCCUACCCAGACCAGUAGGGAUGGUGGUGUUGGUGGGUACCCUCAAGAGCACAUCCAACCCAUGGUUCCAGGCUGGCUCUACAAUGACAGCCUCAUCCCAGAGAUGUUCAAGAAGGUCCUUGAGUUCACCAUGACCCCUGGGGGCAUAGACACAGCCAAGUUGUACCCCAUCCUGAUGUCGUCAGGCCUGCCUAGGGAAGCACUGGGCCAGAUCUGGGCCUCGGCUAAUCGCACCACGCCAGGAAUGCUGACCAAGGAGGAGCUCUACACAGUCCUGGCUCUGAUUGGUGUGGCACAAAGUGGUCUCCCCGCUAUGAAUGUGGAGAUCUUGAGCCAGUUCCCGUCCCCGCCGGUGCCCAACCUGCCGGCCCUUGCCAUGGCUCUGGCUCCAGUCUUGCCCCAGCAGCCCAUGAUGACCCAGCCCCCAGUUCCUGUCACCAUGGCCAUGCCUAGCACCGCCCCAUCGGUCAUGACCAUGGUUCCUCUCGCCUCCACCCAGCCCAACACUAACUUCGUCACCAACUUCCCACCCAUCCAGGGGACCAAAGCAGACGACGAUGACUUCCAGGACUUCCAGGAGGCCCCCAAGGCUGGAGGAGGCGACCAGUCCUUCUCUGAGUUUCAGGGGGAGUCUGGAGGAAGCAGCUUCCCUACCACUACACCCUCUCAGCAAAAGAACAGUGUUCCUUCCAUGCUGACCCCAGUCACUGGUUCCUCGUCGGCAUACUCUGAUAAAUACGCCGUCUUCAAGCAGCUGACUGUGGAGCCGCCCCCGGAGCCCACGCAACCCGCCUCAGAUUUCGGCAGAGACAAAUACAGCGUGUUUCGACAGCUAGAGCCACCAGCGGACAGGAAACCUGUAGGGGAAGGAUUUGCCGAUUUCAAGUCUGUCAGCGUGGAUGAUGGCUUCACAGACUUUAAAACCGCCGACAGCAUCUCUCCACUAGACCCUCCAGACCAGGCCAAGAUGUUUCAGCCAGCCUUCCCACCUGCUUUUCCUAUCUCUCAGUCUCUACCACAACUACAGCAUCAACCGGCAGUCUCUCUCUCACAGCCUAAAAACCCGUUGAACAUGGCUGACCUGGAUCUGUUCUCCAUGGUUCCGUCAGCCCCCGCCCACGCUCCUGCUGACACCAAGCCCGGCCCCUUCCCCUCCGUGGUGCUGCCACCUGGUGGGGCCAAGCCCACCGGCGGAGGGCCUGAUGACUUUGGUGACUUUGCCCUCUUCGGCCCCGCCUCCUCCGCCGAGGCUGGCCCCGGCGGCUCUGCCGGGGGAGGGGACGUGGCAGCGUCCCAGGAUGACUUUGCGGACUUCAUGGCUUUUGCCAGCUCUGUGGGGGAGGCCAAAGCAGAGGACGCGAGGUCUGGGGAUGGUGGCACUGGUGUGAGAGGAGAGGCCAACACCGCCUCACAGCUCCUCCAGCAGGGCUCUGACAAGUACUAUGUGUUUAAGCAGAUGUCUUUGGAGGGAGGCCUGACGUUUGACGACAACAAGGAAAGCACCGGGGGCUCCUUCUCUUCCCUGAAGAGUGAGGCCGACGACUUCGCCGACUUCCAGUCGUCCAAGUUCUGCUCAGCGCUGGGGUCCUCUGAUAAGAGCCUGGUUGACAAGGUGGCCAUGUUCAAACACGGAGGCAAGGAGGACUCUUCCUCCGUUAAGUCCCUAGACCUCCCGUCCAUCGGGGGCAGCAGUGUGGGCAAGGAGGACUCUGAGGACACUCUCUCAGUGCAGCUGGACAUGAAGCUGUCGGACAUGGGUGGGGACCUGAAGCAUGUGAUGUCAGACAGCUCUCUGGACCUGCCGGGCCUCUCGGCCCACCAACCCCCUGCUGCAGAGGGAGAUGACAUGAAGUUUGACCCCUUCGGAACGUCUGCGGUCAGCAGUAUGGCCUGCUAUGAUUGGUCAGACAGAGAGGAGUGCCUGUCCAGUCAGGGCCAGGUCAAGAGGCAUGCUGGCCUGGAUGAUGCUGGUUCUUCCUCUUUCCCUUCCUCAGCUGUAGUCCACAGGAAGGAGACGUUGUUCAGCAGCACAGAGAACAUCACUGUCACACGCAUUUCCCAGACUAAGAUCACCACCUUCUCUACUGAGGAUAAUGUGUCAGCUGACAGCAAGUUUGAGGCCUUGGCUGACUUUGGCUCCGGUGAGCCGGGAGGUCUGGGUGGGGACGAGGACGAUGACUUUGGGGACUUUGCCAGCACGGUGUCGGAGACGUCAGAGUCCCCCGCAGCCAUGGUCGAGCCUGGCUCAGAGGGGAACCUAAACCAGGCCUCCGAUGACUUUGGAGCAUUCCAGGGGGACAAGGCCAAGUUUGGGAAGUCUGACUUUCUGAAGGCAAGUUCUCAGACCAAGGUAAAAUCCAGCGAGGAGAUGAUCAAGAGUGAACUUGCUACCUUUGACCUCUCGGUACAAGGCACCCACAAGCGCAGCCACAGUUUGGGGGAGAAGGAGAUCGGGCGCUCGCCCCCCUCCCCAGCCCCCGAGCAGCCCUUCAGAGACCGUUCCAACACCCUGAGUGAGAAGCCGGCCCUGCCAGUCAUCAGGGACAAGUACAAGGACCUGACUGGGGAGGUGGAGGAGAGUGAGCGCUAUGCGUAUGAGUGGCAGCGGUGUCUGGAGAGUGCCCUGCAGGUCAUCACUAAAGCCAACAACACUUUGAACAGCAUCAGCAGCUCCACUGUCUGCACGGAGGUUAUCCAGUCCGCACAGGGCAUGGAGUACCUUCUGGGUGUGGUGGAGGUGUAUCGUGUGACCAAGCGGGUGGAGCUGGGAGUCAAGGCUACAGCUGUGUGUUCCGAGAAGCUGCAGCAGCUGUUGAAAGACAUCAGCCGCGUGUGGAACAACCUCAUGGGCUUCAUGUCUCUGGCCAACCUGGCACCUGAUGAGAGCUCGCUGGACUUCUCCUCAUGCAUUCUGAGACACGGCAUCAAGAAUGCCAAGGAGCUUGCCUGUGGGGUCUGCCUUCUCAACGUGGAUUCACGCAGCAAGAGCAAGGAAGAGAGAACUAUUGGACGUCUGUUUAAAAGAGCACUGGCAAAAAACACUGACAAGAGGUUAAGGGUAAGGGCUUUUAACUCUGAGACGGACAAUUUCAAGUUGCUGUACGGAGGUCACCAGUAUCAUGCCAGUUGUGCCAAUUUUUGGAUUAACUGUGUGGAGCCCAAACCACCGGGCCUCAUCCUGCCUGAUUUGCUCUGAACACCAUACCCAAAUGGCUGGACCUCAUCCUGCCCGACCUGCUCUGAACCACAUACCCAAACGUCUCAUCCUGCCCGACCUGCUCUGAACCACAUACCCAAACGUCUCAUCCUGCCAUCCGACCAUGGCACUGAGUUAUCAACACUGGCAAUGUGCAUCAGUCAGGCCCUCAGCCAUUCACCAAAUCACCUCUGAUCUUGGGCUGUGAGCACACAGAGAGACAUCAGGAGUCUCUGGAAUCCUCUAUUUAUUUGCCUUUUAUUCUCUCUUUUUUUCCCUCUCCAUGGAACUCUGUGUCCUUCAACCAAGGCAGUAGUGUAGAAUCUGCUAAUUCGUACCAAUUCCAGGCUUGGCAAAAAACGAAGCCUAUUAUGUAUCAUAAUGUAUUGUAAGAUUAUACUGUAUAAAUGGUGAAAAUAUAAACGACUGUCUUCACUACUGUAGAAUUGAUUAGAAGUUCCAGGUUGGCCCUUAUUUCUGCAUACAGUAUUCAGACAUAACCAAUGUUUUGGGAUGGUAAUAUGAAUAGGGUAAGGAGUACAUCAUUUGUCUAUAAUGCACUAUUUUUGUGACUCAAUUCCGUAUCAAACAUUUGAAAAUGUGCAAUAUAAUGAUGAUGAAGGCUGAAGGAACUUCUAGACAAAAUGAAAUGUAAAGUUAUGUAAUUUUUCUUGUCACGUGUUUGGUAGUGGAGAGGCUGUUGUUUACCUACGUUAUUUUUUUGCUUUCUUGAUCUUUGUCUUUAAUCAGGGAUGUGGUACAUCACACUGCUGGGACUGAAUCACUUUGAUGGUCAGGUCUCUAAAAGAAGACUCCGUGGCUGUUAACAUUUUAAUAGAUUUCUAAAAAACUUUAAUUAAACAUGCAAAGCUUCACUGCUCUGCUGUCUUGAAAGGCAGUGAUAUUUGCCAUUUUAAGUAUUGUGUGACAUUUACUGCUUUUGUAUUGUUUGAUAGGGGCUGCUUUAUCACAAUGAAUAUUAAUGUAGUAUUUGAAAAUGUUAGAGACUUGAAAGGCAGUCUUAAUUCUAAAGAUGGUUGCUUGUGAGUGUGGUUAUUUUCUGUAUUGCUGUGGUAGUGUAUAUACACUCAUGCUAAUGAUAGUGAUGUUUCUGCAGAUCUAAGUCUUGAAUUAAGUCAACUGUGAUUAUGAACUACUAUUGCAGCAGCACUUUGUGUGGAUUACAGAAUAAUAGUUUUGCAGAAACUGUCAUGUGAAGAGAUUAAAUUUACAUAAAUAAGACAUUGAUGGAUUAA